UUCCCUGCAGGGUUGCCAUAUCAUCAUGAAAAGCAAGAAUGGUAAAAACAUUAAUAUUUCAGUGUUUUCAUUUGAUAAAAAUUCGAAAAUAUUCUACAGAACUAUUAAAAUUUGUCCCAAAAUGUAGCGAAGUAUCUGAAGCAGAUGUUCAACUUCUAAGGAAGUUUAUAGACGACUCUAGAAAAAUUCUAGUACUUACAGGUGCUGGAAUUUCAACAGAAUCAGGAAUUCCUGAUUAUCGAUCAGAAGAAGUCGGUUUAUAUGCAAGAACAAAUCAUAAACCAAUUCAAUAUCAAGAGUUUCUUAAAUAUUCUCACAUUAGACAACGAUACUGGGCUAGAAAUUUUGUUGGAUGGGGAAUUUUUUCGAAACGACAACCAAAUGCUAUUCAUUUUUCUAUAAGGAAUUUAGAAUGUGAUUUAGGAAAGGUUUCGGCAGUUGUCACUCAAAAUGUAGAUAACCUUCAUUUCAAAGCCGGUAGUCAAAAUGUGAUUGAAUUACACGGUAGCGCGUACCGUGUAAUUUGUUUGAAAUGUAAGAGUAUCUAUAAUAGGCAUUACAUUCAAGAGGAAUUAAAAAAAACUAAUCUACACAUGUGCGAAGAAUCUACGAUGGUCAGACCGGACGGGGAUGUAGAUAUACCACAGGAUGCUAUUCAAGGAUUCAAACCUCCAGUUUGUCCCUCCUGUAGUGGGAUAUUAAAGCCUGAUAUCAUAUUUUUCGGAGAUAACGUUCCCAAAGAAAGAGUACAAGAAGUUAGAAAUACAGUGACAAAAAGUGAUUCAUUAUUAGUAUUAGGUACUAGUUUAUCAGUUUUUUCCAGUUAUAGAAUUAUAUUGCAAGCCGUGGAAGAGAAGAAGAAUAUUUGCGUUGUUAAUAUUGGACGUACAAGAGCUGAUGAUAUAAUUGAUUUGAAAAUUUCUGUUAGAUGUGGAGAUAUUGUACCUAAAGUUUGUUGACAUUUUAAAUGAAAU
Psylliodes chrysocephalus is the source of this 974-nucleotide messenger RNA. The record is from the annotation of a GenBank genome assembly. Lineage: Eukaryota; Metazoa; Arthropoda; Insecta; Coleoptera; Chrysomelidae.